AUGGAGCCACCGACGGGCGUUGAUCCGCCUGUGACCUCUUCAACAGAAACUCCUCUUCAAACAACAACCCUUUCGAUUAUCAUCCCAACCUCCGCACCUACACUACAAACAACCACGGUCUCAUUCGUUCCUAAUUUGAAUGCGGCCUCCCUCGCCCGCUCUGACGCCUCAACCUCCUCAUUUCUUCCAGCAAUAAACCCAAAUAAUGCUGUUGGCUCCUCUUCCAGUUCGACCCCCCUGGGUAUUUCUUCCCUACCCUCCCCUUCGGCGGUAUCAGCAAACUCAGAAACAGGUCAUAUCAGCCACAAGACCUUGGUGAUCAUUUUGUCCACGGUGAUAGGCUCAGUUGGUAUUAUACUAGUUAUAACCGCACUGUGGCUCAUACAUCGGUACCGUAGAGGCAAAUCGCCGUUCUCUCAUAGAGGCGCUUCCCCCAUCGAUGAUGAGGAAAUAGCUUCAUGGCGUGCUCCUCCGGAAGAACCAAAAUUGCCAAUACUACAACCCGGAAGGCAACAAGCUGGGCAAGAUGUUGAUACCAUUGGCUUGGCACAUUCUCCUGACUGGAUGUGGCCAAGUGCACCUCCGGCGGUACGUCCACGUCCAUCCAUUUCUACGAUAAUACCAAACACGCCAUGUACUGCGCGAGCGCCAAACUCUAGAGCAGGCCUCACAGAUGAAGCCAUACCGGGUGCCGAUCCCUUUAUACCACCCAUGAAACGCCAGAGCUCACGGCUGUCAAAGACACCUCCAGGCCACGCAAGAACGAAGAGUCGGCGAAGUAGUAUGAGUGGUAAAAGCAUAUGGAGCUACAAUGGGACGACCAUUGGAAAUGUCGAAAGCAAACCAAGGGAGAGAACACAUAUAUGGUACGAUCCGGAGAAUGACAACAUCGGAAGAGAAUUGAAGGACUUGGAUCAUGCCAGUAGUUCGCCGGGGACGUCGAUAUUCGAUGGACUUGCUGUCGCAGGGGGGCUUUCACCGCGACCAGCAUCGCGGCCGAGGCUUUCGGCUGAGGAUAAAGAAAUUGGACGGGCUAUUGCAUAG
This is a messenger RNA of Venustampulla echinocandica, 1044 nucleotides long. RefSeq lists its product as uncharacterized. The transcript has a single exon. The record is from RefSeq and is a predicted model, not a curated record. Bases 1 to 1044 code for a protein of 347 amino acids. Lineage: Eukaryota; Fungi; Ascomycota; Leotiomycetes; Helotiales; Pleuroascaceae.